AAUUAACUGAAGCCAUGACCUAACAUCACCCACAGUACAGCGAAGGGUGGCUGCUGAGGAGGACACUGGAGAAAAACAGACAUUCAAGCCUUUGCGGUGUCCGCGGUAACUGCAGAACAGAACCAUGGGACGGCCAAUGCUUGCAGUUCUUCUCAUCCUCUUUGCUGUGAUGCUGAUGGACAUUGGGGCCAACAAUUGUGUGUGCAAUGGAAAAUCCAGGUGCCACUGUGCAGGAGUGAAAGGCAGCAGGGGAGAGAAAGGAUUUAAAGGAGUUCAAGGUCUCCCGGGGACAGAGGGCCGUCGUGGAUCAGAUGGCCAACCUGGUCCUUUGGGACCGAAGGGCAGCACUGGGCCUGAUGGACCGGACGGGGCAAAAGGCGAUAAGGGAUACGAGGGCAAAGAAGGCCUUGCUGGGUCUCAUGGCUUACCGGGUAUCCCAGGUUUACAAGGGCCUCCUGGAACCACUGGGAGCACAGGCUGCAACGGCACUGAGGGAGAAGAGGGACCUCCUGGUGUUCCCGGCGUCCAUGGCCAUGAUGGAAGUGCAGGUCCACCUGGUCUCCCCGGACCUAAGGGUGAGUCUUGGGUGUCCACAAAUGUAAUAAUGGCGCCAAAUGGGCCUCCAGGAAGGGAUGGACAGCGGGGAUUUCCAGGUCUUGUUGGAGAGCAUGGACUACCAGGCGACCCUGGACGACGGGGUUCUGUGGGGUUUCCUGGUCCUUCUGGGUCUCCAGGAUCAAAGGGUCAAGAGGGCAUAGGCGGUACCCCAGGGCCUCAGGGACUAAAGGGGAGACAAGGACCACAAGGCCCACCGGGGCCACCGGGUCAGAUUAAGGAAUUUCUCACUAAGAGUCUGUUAUCAAAGGGUGAGAAAGGAAGCAACGGAGACAUAGGAAUAAAAGGAUGCCAUGGUGAACAAGGAGACCCAGGUAAUGGCUAUUACGUCAAAGGAGCAAAGGGAGACAGAGGAGCGCAGGGUCCAGAGGUAAGAUACCUCCUAAUAUUUAUUACGGAGGUCCUCACAUUUAGGCCUCUAUUUUUGAUUGGGGACACGUAUGAAAUACAGUGGUGUCCUAAAACAGGCCAAUCUGGGAUUCCAGGCCCUAGUGGUCCCAAUGGGUUUCCAGGCCCCAAAGGGGACCCUGGGGAGCCUGGGGAUAUUCAUCCAGGACUCCCAGGUCAAGAUGGGGAUCAUGGGGAUCAAGGUCCUCCUGGGGAUCAGGGCCCACCUGGGCCUCCUGAAGACAGAACUAACAGGAUUUCCAAAGGUAAUCCGGGAAUGAAGGGAACAAGAGGUACGCCUGGACCCACGGGAUAUGAUGGACUGCAUGGAAUGAAAGGAAGUAAGGGGGAGCCCUGUUAUGAAUGUGGAUUAGGAUUCCCUGGACCGCCAGGUCCUCAAGGCCCACAGGGCACCCCUGGACAUAAUCAAGGGCCAGGUGCUAAAGGUGAUCCAGGCUACCCAGGAUCUAUUGGCUUACCUGGAAAACCAGGUCCGUUUGGUCCAAUGGGAUAUCCAGGCCCUCCAGGAGAAAAGGGAAACUCGUAUACCUUCCAAAUUGGGGAAAAGGGAGAGGAAGGAGAACCGGGACUGCCUGGCCGACCUGGUGCGGAUGCCCUCCCUGGGUUUCCUGGACUACCUGGUCGCAGGGGGGACCAAGGCCCUCCAGGGGAUUCGUACCCCUUCCCUGGUGAAGAUGGAGACCGGGGUUUCCCAGGGCCACCAGGACCUUCAGGCAGACAAGGACCAGUUGGCUACCCUGGGCCAGUGGGAUAUGGCCUUGCUGGACCUCUGGGAAGUACCGGAGAUGUUGGGGUACCUGGCCUACCAGGGCAUCCUGGGAUUCCAGGCCAGAAAGGCGAACCAAGCUACAUCCAGACUAAAGGAUAUCCCGGACCACCUGGAUUUAAAGGUCUGCCUGGUUUACUUGGAAGCCGAGGUAAUCCCGGAGCACCAGGUAUCCCAGGAAUACCAGGUUUUCAAGGUCAAAAAGGGGUAUCAUUUCCUGGAAAGCCAGGAAUCCCAGGACAGAAAGGGGACAAGGGGCAGCGAGGUCUCCCAGGCCCUACAGUGGUGGGCUUGCCUGGUCGGCCAGGUUCUAAAGGAAUUCCUGGUCCUGCAGGCGUGAAGGGGGAUAGCGGGCCUGGAUACCCGGGCCCCAGAGGAUCCCCUGGGCCUGCAGGAGAAGACGGAGCUCAGGGGCCCGUAGGAGAUCCUGGGAACCCUGGCCUACCUGGGAGCCCAGGAGUACAUGGAAAUCCAGGUUUAUCAGGAGAAAAGGGAAGUAAAGGUUCUGUAGGCCCCCCAGGACUACCCGGUAAUAAAGCUUCAUGUAAUCAGGAUUUACCUGGGCCAAGGGGACCAGAAGGACCAGAUGGGUAUCCAGGACAUCCAGGUCCCAAUGGCCUCCCUGGGGAGAAGGGGAACUCAGGUUUGCCAGGGUUUGGUCGCCCUGGUGUCCCCGGUGAUCCUGGUGUUCUUGGGCAGUCAGUUCCAGGUUCACCUGGGCUCCCUGGACAAAAAGGGAUAAAAGGAAAAAACGGCCUGCCCGGUCCAUCAGGACUGAGAGGAGAACCUGGACCAGAUGGGUUACCAGGAUAUGGACCAGAUGGGUUGCCUGGAAUUGCAGGACCACCAGGCCAAAUAGGUGCCCCAGGACCAGAUGGAGCACUGGGUUCCGUGGGUCCACCAGGUGUGAAUGGUGACCCAGGUAUGACAGGGCCUCCAGGAACCCCGUCUCUGGAUAAGGAUGAGUUCGGGCAACCCGGGGAACCUGGUGAUCCAGGUUCCCCUGGUCUAUCUGGUGCCAAUGGAAAUACUGGCUCGAUUGGACCAAAAGGGCAGAGAGGGUUAGCUGGAGCACCAGGCAGUCCUGGACAAAGAGGUCGCCCAGGUGAUCCAGGUGUUGAUCACCAGGUUGUCUCAGAAGGAAGUCGAGGACCUGCUGGAGCUCCAGGAGACUCAGGAGUCAGAGGGCCUCCAGGCCCAAAGGGAAUAAAAGGAGAUCAAGGACAAUCUGGAGAGUCAGGUCCACGAGGUGCACCAGGUCCAACUGGUAACAAAGGCAUUAAUGGCGAGCCAAAUUAUAAUGGAUGCGGACUGCCUGGACCAGUAGGACAAAAGGGGGAACCAGGAAUGUGCAAUUCUUGUGCGUUGAAGGGUCAGAAAGGAGAUCUAGGUUCUUUUGGACCACCAGGUUUACCAGGACACCAUGGAGCCAAAGGAAACCCAGGGCCUGAUGGACAAAAUGGUCCAGCAGGCUAUGAAGGGCCUAAAGGUUCAGAUGGACCUCCAGGAAACAAAGGACAGCCAGGACCAAAUGGACCUGCAGGUGACCCGGGCCAGCCAGGAGUCGGUGGUUAUCCAGGUUCUAAAGGCAAUCAGGGCUGGGAUGGCAUUCCUGGUCCACCAGGGCAGAAAGGAGAGACUAAUAUUAUAGGAGGGACACCUGGGAGGCGUGGUGACACGGGUCAACAAGGUGAGUCUCAGUUCACAUCUGUGUAUUUCUAUACUGUAGGUGUCCCUGGGAACCCUGGUCCCCCUGGCUUGUCUGUUACAGGAAGUUAUGGACCAAUAGGAGACCAAGGAUUUCCAGGUCAAAAAGGGGCCCGUGGUCCUAAAGGACCACGAGGAAGGGAAUGGGCUUGUGCUCCUGGGUCAAAAGGAGACCAUGGUCAUACUGGCAAUCCUGGUGUCCCAGGCUAUCGGGGCUUACCUGGCCUUCCAGGUCCUACACGGCCGGGGCUAAAGGGAGACAGAGGGGACCCAGGUCUUAUAGGAGCCCAAGGCCAUAGUGGACCCCAAGGCGAUCCAGGCCCUCAAGGACCACUGGGUACAAGAGGCAGACCUGGAGGUCCGGGACCAAUAGGUGAUUUUGGUUCUUCUGGAGGCCAUGGACUCCCUGGUGUCAAGGGUGACCCUGGAUACAUUCCUGGCCCCCCCGGUCAACCUGGGGUAAAAGGUUUUCCUGGACGACCUGGCUUAAAAGGCGUCAAGGGGAUAAAUGAACCAGGACCUCCCGGCGCACCUGGUCCCUUUGGUAACCGUGGAUCCCCAGGGAUUACGGGACCAUCAGGAUCACCAGGCCAACCAGGUCAGCCGGGUGUCAGGGGCAAGCAGGGUUCAAGCCCAGAUGGUCAUCCUGGAUUUACUGGACUCAAAGGAGACAAAGGAAGAGCAGGACCGCCAGGUCCCGAAGGCAGACUUGGAGACCCAGGCCAUAAGGGUAAUCAAGGGUUGCCAGGCAGUGGCGGUGCAGGUUAUGUGGACAGUUUCCUGAUUGCCACACACAGUCAGAGCACCAACGUCCCCGACUGUCCUCGUGGCACCAGCCUCAUCUUCUCUGGUUACUCCUUCCUCUUCAUCAACGGAAACGAGAGAGCUCACGGUCAGGACCUUGGCACCAUGGGAAGCUGUCUCCCCCGUUUCUCCACCAUGCCCUUCCUGUUCUGUGACACGGAGAGUAACUGCCGCUAUGCUUCUCGUAACGACUAUUCCUACUGGUUGUCCACUGACACUCCUAUGCCAACCAACAUGGCUUCCAUUACAGGAGAUACACUGGCCUCCUACAUCAGCAGGUGCUCGGUGUGUGAAACCACCUCCAAUGUCAUAGCCGUCCACAGCCAGACAACUCUGACACCUGAAUGCCCCCGAUACUGGGAGUCACUAUGGACAGGAUACUCCUUUGUCAUGCAAACGGGUGCUGGAGCAGAGGGCUCCUCCCAGCCCCUGGUGUCCCCAGGGUCAUGUCUGGAAAGUUUCCGCCAAGUGCCCUUCAUCGAGUGUCAUGGCAGGGGAACGUGUAACUACUACCCUGACUCCUAUAGCUACUGGCUGGCCUCCCUAGACCCCAAAAGGAUGUUCAGUACUCCUGUUCCUCAAACAGUGAAGGGACCUUCUCUACAAAGUGUCAUCAGUCGUUGUCGGGUCUGCAAGAAACAAUGACAACCAACAGAUGAAAGAUGCAGGGAACAUUUUUAACUUUCUGUUUUUUCUUUUUCAAUCUCAUAUGAGAAAUGUGAGCUAGAAUAGUGUCAUCUGUUUGUGGUGUGUAUAUCUGUUGGUGUAUAUCUGUUGGUUACACUGGUGCAAGGCAGAGUCUUAGCUGUGAAUAAAAUACAUUAUAAGCAAAUUGUCAAUCACUUUAAUUGCUGGUGUUAUAAAAGCUCUGAUAGUAGUGUAUAUUAUAAUUUAUUUACAUAUUUUGUAAGUAUUAUUUCUUAUAAAGCCUGUAGUGUGCCACCUGUGUGUACUUAUUCCUGUGACACACGUGAGCCUCAUUACGUGAGAAGUGAUGCAGGUACAACUAGCUGUUGUUAGUUAGUAUGACCAAAUUUAGUGAAAUGUGUUUCUUCAGGUUUAUGUUUGCAAAUUCUUGUCUUGAUUUGUGAGUGACACAUUGAAAACAGGCCAUCUGUGAUGUGUACAAGCCUUAAUUCCCACCAUGCCUGCCUCCAUGGAUGAAACACCACUCUCCUACGUGGUCCGGGACACCGAGAAAAGAAUUAUCUACAGUGAGUGCUGAUAUGAAGAAUGAGGUCACAACAGAUGACGCACAUGUUCAUGAUACCUGCAGAGGCUGAAUGUUAUGGCUUUAGAACUCUUAGGUUUUUGUGUUUCACGCGCAAAUACUGAGUCAUUUUUGCCCUCGCUGUAAGAGCAUUUCUUUCCGUUUGAGCAUGUGAAAUGGUGCGUGGAUAGGAUUAAAGCGUAUGACUCAUACGGCUGCAACUUUCUCGAGUCCAUUUCUAAAUGAACUGUCGAAAGCUCUCUCUGUGGCUCCGUGACAGAAAAUGCACAUUAAGAUCUCGAGAGAUUUAUUGUGGAAUGGGUUUCACAUCCCAUCUUUCUCAUUUUGGUUUGUCAAUUGC
Pungitius pungitius (ninespine stickleback) is the source of this 5871-nucleotide messenger RNA. Its product is annotated as collagen alpha-5(IV) chain-like. The record is from RefSeq and is a predicted model, not a curated record. The transcript is spliced from 47 exons. Bases 125 to 4945 code for a protein of 1606 amino acids. Gene Ontology annotation, molecular function: extracellular matrix structural constituent conferring tensile strength. NCBI's taxonomy places the organism in Eukaryota, Metazoa, Chordata, Actinopteri, Perciformes, Gasterosteidae. Gene Ontology annotation, cellular component: collagen trimer; basement membrane. Gene Ontology annotation, biological process: extracellular matrix organization.